UGGCUGGUGUGCGGCGUUCGUGUUACAGCGACAUAGAAUCUGGCAUGCAGCUGCAUGGUGUGCACAUCGCCGCUACAUAGAAUAUGUGUUGCAGCUGUGUGGUGUGUGAGUCGCAGCUGCAUGGCGUGUGCGUGGCUGUUGCAUGGUGUUCAUAUUGCGACUGAGUGGUGUGUGUGUUGUGGCUGUCAGGUGUGUGCAUUGUGGCACGUACUUCGUGGCUGCUUGCCUCCUACAUGGCGUGUUUGUUGUGGCUGCGCUGCUUUACUGUAGAGGGAAAGAUCCAUGCGUUGGUCCAAACUGCCUAUCUUGCUUGUUUACAGUAUACUUCAUAAUGGCCAUUAAUAAUAAAAUGUUUGAUUAAGAAAAGUUAUAAAAUGGACCAUAAAGUUGACCAGUUUUAACCACCAAACAGUCAGGUGAUGUUUGUUUACUCUGCUUCAGAGUGAGAGCAGAGAUACUCCAGACACUGAAAGUAUAGUGAAAGGUGUCAGUUAUGUAAUUUUGCUGGUAUGAUGUCAGUAUGACUAUUAACAGAUCUUUUAACCGUCUAUUUUUGCUGAGAACCGCUGACCUCAUGAGUGAAAAAUAGGCGCCACGCCGCAUCUCAUUAAGUCCCGGUGCCGCGAGGCGUGAGCCGCCCAUGAGCCGCGAGUCUCGCGCCGAAACGAAAAUGACACAGAGCCGGCGUGUGCCGGGCUUAACGCGCGCGCCCGUGAGCCAGUUCUCACGGUCAAAGCGGCUGGCGAGCGGGAAGCAGCCGGGUCGCGCGGCCCCUGCUAAUCCCAGGGGGCUAACGAAAAGGCACGAUGCAGUGGUUUGUUUUUAGUUUCUUAAAAAAAAAAUCCACUAAUAUGUCGAUAGUCCACGUCCUUACGUAAGCGCAUUCCUGGGUACUGUGCCGUUAUUCCUGCCUGUCAAUGACUCACGGUGCCUCAGUAAUACGGAAUAAGCAGCCACGAAGUGGUGUCAUGUCAGCGUCCUGCUGAUUUUUCCUCAGGCUGAAAGCAGUCGGCCUUCGCUCUUCAAUAAACCCCAACUCCCUGGGGGCCAAAAAAAGCUUCACAUAAACAAGCAAGAACUUCAUGAGACACGAGGUUCUUGUGCUACAAGAUGGAGCAGGAAAUCUCCCGCGUGCAGCGCAAGAUGUCUGACCUGGAGUCCGUGCUGCAGCAGAAGGAUGUGGAGCUGAAGGCUUCGGAGACACAGCGCAGCAUCCUGGAGCAGGACCUGGCCACCUACAUCACGGAAUGCAGUAGCCUCAAACGCAGUCUGGAGCAGGCGCGCAUGGAGGUCUCCCAGGAGGAUGGCAAGGCCCUUCAGCUGCUCCAUGACAUCCGGGAGCAGAGCAACAAGUUGCAGGAGAUCAAGCAGCAGGAGUACCAUGCACAGCUGGAGGAGAUGCGGGUGACCAUCCGGCAGCUGGAGGAAAACCUGUCUGCAGCUCGUCGCCGAAGCGACCUGUACGAGUCCGAGCUGAAGGAGUCCCGGCAGAGCAGCGAGGAGCUGAAGCGGAAAGCAGCUGACUACCAGCAGAAGAUGCAGAAGGCUAAGGAGCAAGGCAAAGCAGAGGUCCAGGAGCUGCUCUCAAAGCUGGAGAAGACCAACGCGGAGCAGCAGACAAAAGUCCAGGAGCUCCAAGAUAAGCUGGCCAAGGCGGUGAAGGCCAGCACAGAAGCCACAGAGCUGCUGCAGAGCGUUCGACAGGCCAAGGAGCGUCUGGAGAGAGAGCUGGAGAGAGUGCAGAGCCGGGAGGACUCCAGUGAGAGCCUGCGCAAGCGCCUCCGAGAGACCGAGGAAGGCAGGAAGACCCUGGAAAACCAGGUCAAGAGGCUGGAGAUGGUGGAGAGGAGGGAGAACAAACUGAAAGACGACAUGCAGAUCAAGACCCAACAGAUACAGCAGAUGGCAGAUAGGAUCCUGGACCUGGAGGGGAGUCUGCGGCAAGCUCAGGCCACAGCCCAGCGCAUGGAGGCUCACCUGGUGCAGAAGGAGCGGCUCUACGAGGACAAGAUCAAGAUACUCGAGGCCCAAAUGAAGGCGGACAUGGCUGAAAAGGAGACCCUGGAGUCCAAACAAGCCGAGCAAGAGGGAGAGACCCGGGAGAAGUGCAAGCUCCUCGGCGAGCAGAAGGCGACCAUCAACGCCAUGGAGUCCAAGAUGAAGAACCUGGAACAGAGGAUUGCUGAGCUUACAGAGGCCAACAAACUAGCAGCCAAUAGCAACAUCUACACCCAGAAGAACAUGAAAGCCCAGGAAGAGAUGAUCUCAGAGCUGAGGCAGCAGAAGUUCUACCUGGAGUCGCAGGCAGGAAAGCUGGAGGCACAGAAUGCAAAGCUGGAGGAGCACCUGGAGAAGAUGAACCAACAGGAGCAGAGCAACAAGGGCCGUUUGCUGGAGCUGGAGACACGGCUGAGGGAGAUGGGCCUGGAGCACGAGGAACAGAAGCUAGAGAUCAAGCGGCAGGUGACCGAACUCACGCUGUCACUGCAGGAGCGAGAGUCCCAGAUUAGUGCCUUGCAAGCAGCACGCAACACCUUGGAAAUCCAGCUGCAGCAGGCCAAGACUGAGCUGGAGGAGACCACUGCAGAGGCAGAAGAGGAGAUCACGGCCCUGCGGGCGCACCGAGAUGAGAUUCAGCGCAAGUUCGAUGCCCUUCGGGACAGCUGUGCGGUGAUCACUGAUCUGGAGGAGCAGCUCACACAGCUGACACAAGACAAUGCUGAGUUGAACCGGCAGAACUUUUACCUGUCCAAGCAGUUGGACGAGGCAUCGGAUGAGAAUGAAGACCGCCUAGAGCUUAGUCAGGAUGUGGAUCGGCUACGGAGGGAGGUGGCUGACCGGGAGAUGCACCUCAACAACCAGAAACAGGUAUGUCAUCAUCUCAUCAACCAGAAACACAUACAUCACCGUCACCAUCGCAACAACCAGAAACAAGUAUGUCAUCAUCUCAUCAACCAGAAACACAUACAUCACCUUCACCAUCGCAACAACCAGAAACAGAACAUCGAGACCUUGAAGACAACGUGCACCAUGCUGGAGGAGCAGGUCUUGGAGUUGGAGACGCUCAAUGACGAGCUGCUGGAGAAGGAGCGGCAGUGGGAGGUGUGGCGCACGGCCAUGGAGGAAGAGAAGGGCCAGGCAGAGAGGAGGAUCCGGGAGCUGCAGAGGCUGCUGGACAGCGAGAAGCAGAGCAGGGUGCGGGCGGACCAGCGCAGCACCGAGUCCCGCCAGGCAGUGGAGUUGGCAGUGAAGGAACACAAGGCGGAGAUCCUGGCCUUGCAGCAGGCACUGAAGGAGCAGAGGCUAAAAGCUGAGAGCCUCUCUGACACACUGAGCGACCUGGAAAAGAAGCACUCCAUGUUGGAAAUGAACGCCCGCAGCUUACAGCAGAAACUGGAGACUGAGCGCGAGCUGAAGCAGAGACUGCUGGACGAGCAAAGCAAGCUGCAGCAGCAGAUGGACAUGCAGAAAGCGCAUAUCUUCCGGCUGACACAGGGCCUGCAGGACGCCCUGGACCAGACCGACCUGCUGAAGACAGAGCGUACAGACCUGGAGUACCAGCUGGAGAACAUCCAGGCUGCAUACUCACACGAGAAAGUGAAGAUGGAGGGUACUAUUUCACAGCAGACCAAGCUCAUCGACUUCCUGCAGUCCAAGGUGGACCAGCCUUUGAAGAAGAAGAAGAGUAUUUUUGGCCGCCGCCGUGAGGAUCUUGUGGGUUCUGGUGUGGCCCAGUCUCAGGGUCAGGUCCAGACCCAUGUUCAGACCCAGAUCCCAGCUCAAGCUCCAGCAUCUGUGCAGUAUAACGACAUGAAAGCGGCGCUGGACAAAGAACGAGCACGCUGCUCCGAGUUGGAGGAGGCUCUGCAAAAGAUGCGCUUGGAGUUGCGCUCCCUGCGCGAGGAAGCGGCCCACUUCAAGGCCCUGGAUCACAGCGCCCCAGGGCCGACCCCCACCACCCCAGCCUUGACGCGGCAGCAGACUGUCCUGUCAGCCGCAGUGAAGUCCCCGGAGCACCAGGCCAAGCCCAGCAGCCUGGCUCCCUCCAACUCUGGCCGAAGAAAGGAGGCUCCUACGCCAGAAGAGAGGAGGAGGGUCACCUUUGAAAAGUACAGCCGGCGCGUGAAGGAGCGGAUCCACCAUGGCGGCCCGCACCGAUUCACCGUCGGGCUGAACAUGAGGGCCACCAAGUGCUCCGUGUGCCUGGACACCGUGCACUUCGGCAGGCAGGCCACCACGUGCAACGAGUGUCGAGCUUUGUGCCAUCCAAAAUGCUCCCCCUGCCUUCCAGCCACGUGCGGGCCGCCCGCCGAGCACGCCGCGCACCUUCUCUCUGAGGGCCUGUGCCGCGACAAGGCCGGCUCGCCCGGUCAGCAGGCCAAGGAGGCUGGCGGCCACGUGCGUUUGGAGGGCUGGAUGAAGCAGCCCAGGAACGGGAAGAGGGGUCCUGUCUGGGAGAGGAAGUACGUGGUGCUGGAUGGGACCAAAGUGCUCGUCUACGAGAUCGAGCCCCGAGAAGACUCGGUGAAGCCACAGGAGGAGCUUGACCUGUGUCCGUCAGAUGGCGAGCUGACCGUGCAUGGAGCCGUGGGCACAUCCGAGCUCAUCCACACCACCAAGUCAGAUGUCCCCUACGUGUUGAAGCUGGAGUCCCGUCCCCACGCCCCCUGCUGGCCAGGCCAGGUGCUGUACUUCAUGGCACCCAGCUUCCCUGACAAGCAGCGCUGGGUGGCGGUUCUGGAGUCGGUGGCUGCUGGCGGACGUGGCUUUAGGGAGAAGGCAGAGGCCGAUGCUAAGCUCCUGGGCAACUCUCUGCUGAAGCUAGAGGGAGACGAUCGACUGGAUAUCAACUGCACCCUGCCACUCACUGACCAGGUGGUGCUAGUCGGCUCUGAGGAAGGUCUGUAUGCCCUGAACAUCAUCAAGAACUCUCUGGUCCACAUCCCAGGCCUGGGCUCUGUCUUUCAGAUCCACAUCCUGAAAGAGCACGAUAGGCUGUUGAUGAUCACAGGAAGUGAGAGGGCGCUGUGUCUACUGGAAAUCAAGAGGCUAAAGCAGACGUUGUCGCAGUCUCAUCUUCCGGGCCAGUCCGAUCUUGCCCCAUACAUAUUUGAAACUGUCAAAGGCUGCCAUCUUUUUGCUGCGGGCAGGAUUGAUAAUGGGUCGUGCAUUUGUGCCGCGAUGCCCAACAAGAUCAUCAUCCUGCGCUACAACGACAGCCUCAGCAAAUUCUGUAUCCGGAAGGAGAUUGAGACCUUGGAGCCAUGCAGCUGUAUUCACUUCACCACCUACAGCAUCAUUAUUGGGACCAACAAGUUCUAUGAGAUUGAGAUGAAGCAAUACGUGCUAGAAGAGUUCCUGGACAAGAACGACUCAUCCCUGAGCUCAGCGGUCAUUGCGGCUGCCUCGCACAGCUUCCCUGUGUCCAUCAUGCAGAUCAGCAGCAGUCCACAGAAGGAGGAGUAUCUUCUCUGUUUCCACGAGUUUGGCACAUUUGUCGAUGCCAUUGGCCGGCGAAGCCGCUCAGAAGACAUGAAGUGGAGCCGACUGCCCCAGGCUUUCGCCUUCAGGGAGCCUUAUCUUUUUGUGACCUACUUCAACUCCUUGGAUGUCUUCGAGGUGCAGGGACACAAUGGUGUUGGCCCACUGGCCCACGUGCACCUGGAUGUCCCCAACCCUCGCUACCUGGGCCCGGCCAUCUCCUCGGGGGCCAUCUACCUGGCUUCCUCCUACCAGAACAAGCUGCGGGUCAUAUGCUGCAAGGGUAGCCUGGUGCGUGAGUCCAGGGAACUGCAGCGGAGCAGCUCCAGCCGCAGCAGUCCAAACAAGAGGGGCCCCCCUUCCUACAAUGAGCACAUCUCCAAGCGGCUGGCGUCAGGGCCCAUGUCUGUAGACAGCGCCGGCCUGCAUCGCGAACCCAGCACGCCGCACCGCUACCGCGAAGGUCGCACCGAGUUCCGGCGUGACAAGUCACCAGCGAGGCCGCUGGAGCGGGAGAAAUCGCCGGGCCGUGUGCUGGACAGCCGGCGGGAGCGGUCGCCAGGGCGGGGCUUUGACGAGAGGACCCGCCUCCACACGGGCUCGGUGCGCACGCCACUCACGCCUGUCAACAAGGUCUGGGAUCAGUCGUCCGUCUGAAGCGGCCGGGAGCAGGCAGGCGCACGGACAGAGAAGGCAAAUCCAGCGUAAACGUGAGAGAGACUAUCGGCACAGGAGAGAGCGCCGACCCGCUUCAGCCUGCCGCCUGCGGUCCUGUCCCGUCUGCCGUCACUGACGCUCUUCUGCAGUGCUCAGGGUGUAACUCGCUUCCUAUGGUGCAAAGUGGCCACAGCUGAAAAUCAAAGUGUUAAAAAGUCACUGCAUAUCCCUCUGUGCCGCAUGGAUGGCCCUCAGGCCCUGCCUGCACCUCCUCUACCCUCCCCUCUCCUCUCCUCUCUCCUGGCACCUGCUUCUGGUCUCGGUGACUAUACAUACUGCUGUUUAACAAGGCACCUUCAGACUCAUCUCACCUUGAUAUUUUUUACAAUAAAUGUACAAGUGGAUUAAAUAUUGAAGUACCCCUGAAUAAUCGGCUUCUGUAAUGUGUGGCUUUUCCAAAUUCACUCAGGAGACUUAAACACAGAGACUGAUGCCAGAAGCAUUUCUGAGGCAAUGGAACAUAAGAUGAAUGUGCUCAGGUUCUGCAUGACCCACUCGUUCAAUGGGAAAAUCGACGAGGCCAGUGUCUGCAAGCCCACAGCCCAAACCUGCACACCACACACAGGCCAGCAUGUGCAGGGCAGAUGCCAAACUUUAUUGGUUUCCUUUAACUCUACAACAAAUGUAAUGCUCGACAAAUGUAAAUCCAACACAAAAUAUUCAAACUGAGCAAAGGAGCACUUUUGUUGAUGAUAUUGAUGAUGUUACAGGAAACAGCUAUGUACAGCUAUGAGGUCAUUACAAACCAAGAACAGGAGGAGGGGGCACGUGGGAACUAAAGGGGGGAGGAGGGGCAAAAACAAAAGUGGGAUGAUCCCCCGAAGCACACAGAUGAUCGCAGUGUACAAGACCCAUGUGAUGACAGCUUGGCACUGGACUCUGCCCCCUACCACAGACCCAAUCAGCCCUUUUUGCUUGACGGUGGAUCGGCCCUGUCAUCCUGCAGAGAGCUGGCCAGGCACGCACAGGCUGUGGCAGCUCUCCGAGAAAAUGGGGGGGGCGGCGAAAGGGAGAAAGAUUAACCAACUAACAGCAGAUAAUAGGAACCAAGAGCAGCCAAGCAUAGCAAAGAGCUCAGCAGUCACUCUAGAGCACCUCUCACAGAAACUCUCCCUCAAUCUCAGUCAGUCAGACAGACAUGCGCACAUAGACAGACACGCGCACGCAGACAGACACGCGCACGCAGACACGCGCACGCACAGACAGGCACACGCCUCAGUAAAGCCAGCAGCCUUUCUCAAUCAUAAUACUGUCAAACUCAGUGUAAUUUUAUUAGAUGUAGUUUAGUGGCAGUGACUACUUUCUAAAUUUGUGCAAAAAAAAAAAAAAACUCAAAGUAAAUUGAUUCAGAGAACAUUUCACAGCCUGGAAGA
Messenger RNA from Brienomyrus brachyistius, 7571 nucleotides. RefSeq names its product citron Rho-interacting kinase. Gene Ontology annotation, cellular component: cytoskeleton; cytoplasm. The transcript is spliced from 41 exons. Gene Ontology annotation, biological process: actomyosin structure organization; peptidyl-threonine phosphorylation. Gene Ontology annotation, molecular function: protein serine/threonine kinase activity. The coding region runs from base 1111 to 6138 and encodes 1675 amino acids. NCBI's taxonomy places the organism in Eukaryota, Metazoa, Chordata, Actinopteri, Osteoglossiformes, Mormyridae. The record is from RefSeq and is a predicted model, not a curated record.